Messenger RNA from Erpetoichthys calabaricus (reedfish), 312 nucleotides. RefSeq names its product histone H4. The coding region runs from base 1 to 312 and encodes 103 amino acids. Gene Ontology annotation, cellular component: nucleosome. Gene Ontology annotation, biological process: nucleosome assembly. Gene Ontology annotation, molecular function: DNA binding; protein heterodimerization activity; structural constituent of chromatin. The record is from RefSeq and is a predicted model, not a curated record. NCBI's taxonomy places the organism in Eukaryota, Metazoa, Chordata, Cladistia, Polypteriformes, Polypteridae. The transcript has a single exon.
AUGUCUGGACGAGGUAAAGGUGGCAAAGGACUGGGUAAAGGUGGCGCAAAGCGUCAUCGCAAAGUGCUCCGCGAUAAUAUCCAAGGCAUUACAAAGCCUGCCAUUCGCCGUCUAGCCCGUCGAGGUGGGGUGAAGCGAAUUUCUGGCUUGAUCUACGAAGAGACUCGUGGUGUUCUCAAGGUGUUUCUUGAGAAUGUUAUCCGCGAUGCUGUUACUUACACCGAGCACGCCAAGAGGAAGACCGUAACUGCUAUGGACGUUGUAUACGCUUUGAAGAGACAGGGUCGUACGCUGUAUGGCUUUGGAGGUUAA